CGGAUUCAGACGUCACAAGCACAGGAUCAAUCAUGUUACGGACACACAUACCAGACAGUUAGAGUUUGUGUCAUUUCUUGUUAACAAGAAGAACCAUGGAUCCUUUUUUUAGUGGCCAAGAUGUGCCCCGAUGUGACCUUUGUGAGACUGCCAUAGUACACAGCUACUGUGACUUUUGCCAUGUCAACCUGUGCAAGCCCUGCAUCGGAGAGCAUAUCUUAGAUGAAUACGACAAACAUAAAAUAGUCCUAUUCCAGAAACGAAGAUCAACCCUCAUUUAUCCGAAAUGUGGAACACAUCAACACAAAAUUUGUGAAUUACAGUGUGAAGAUUGCAACAUUUUUGUUUGUUCUUCCUGUACUGCAUCAAAACAGCACAAAGAACAUAACUUCAUAGAAGUAACAGAAGUUUACAAGGCACAGAAAGAAGUAAUUAAAAAAGACACAAAAGAGUUGAAGAAUAAUAUUUCCCCUACGUACGAAGAAAUUGCUCUUGACUUGGAAAAACAGCUUGCCAACAUGGAUGGAGAAUAUGAGGAACUUGCAACAACAAUUUCCAAGCAAGGAGAGCAAUGGCACAAAGAAAUCGACAUCAUCAUCAACAAAAUGAAAUCCGAAAUCGGCGAGAUAAAAGUAAAACACAGAGACAUUUUAAAGAAACAUUUAGAUGAAAUCAAACAGAUUCAAUCUCUCAUAACACAAACGUUUCUGGCUUUAAGGAAAAUUGAGAAGUCCACUGAUAUGUUUCCUACCAUUGAAUACAGCUCUAAGAUCAGAGAGUUCCGAAAACGUCCACCGAAGGUUCAGGUAUCCCCUCCAAAAUUCAUUCCAAAACCAAUAGCCCAAGAAAAUCUGUAUAGUUUGUUUGGACAGAUCACUUGUUUAUCUACUGCUAUUGUAGAAAGUGUCUUGUUGCAAAACCAAUCAAACACUUCAAACAAAGAACUACUGGAUGAACCGAAGCUUGUUGCCACAAUACAGAAUGGGUAUGAAAGUCUGCGCAGCGUUUCUUGUCUUGAUGAAGACAAGAUAUGGAUGAGUGGGCUGACUAAGGAAAUCAAAUGUUUUAACAUCAAAGGUGUCUUACUUCAGACAAUCGAACAAACGUCAGGAUUGUUUCCUAAUGAUAUAGCUCUAGACAGUGAUGGGGAUCUUUUAUACAUUAAUGUGGCAACACAGACAAUUAUUAAAGUAAAAAAAGGACAGACAAAAGUUUUUAUCAAAUUGCAGGGUUGGAUGCCACUAAACCUGUGUGUCACCUCAAUUGGUGGUCUACUGGUUACCAUGUGCAGUGCUGAUGAAUCUUUAUCCAAAGUUGUCCGCUACUCGGGAUCUAAAAAGAUACAAACAAUUCAAUAUGACAAAGACGGUAAAUCUCUGUACUCGGGGAAUGCUGUCAUUAAAUACAUCACUGAGAACAGAAACCAUGACAUUUGUGUAGCUGACUGUUCGGCUGCUGCUGUAGUGGUGGUCAAUCAGGACGGGAAACUCAGAUGGAGAUACACCGGUCAUCCCUCAGCUACCAAGAAUAAACCAUUUGAUCCAAAAGGUAUCACAACAGACAGUCAGAGUCGUAUCCUGACAUCAGACUUUGACAACCAUUGUAUCCAUAUUCUGGAUCAAAAUGGACAAUUUCUCCUUUACAUUGAUAAUUGUGAUCUGAAGAAUCCUUGGGGUUUGUGUACGGACAAUAAUGACAAUCUGUAUGUGUGUGAAUUUUUCAAGAGCAUCGUAAAACAAAUCAAAUAUUUAGGGUAGACUAUCCAUUCUUAAAAUAUGAUUUAAAAUCUGAUGUAAUAUGCGAUGUAAACCAAACGAAAGUUUCCUUUUUCUGAGAACAUGUACAUUGUAUUUCAUUCAAUUUUUCUUUCCCUA
Magallana angulata is the source of this 1874-nucleotide messenger RNA. RefSeq lists its product as uncharacterized. Lineage: Eukaryota; Metazoa; Mollusca; Bivalvia; Ostreida; Ostreidae. The transcript is spliced from 2 exons. The record is from RefSeq and is a predicted model, not a curated record. Gene Ontology annotation, biological process: proteasome-mediated ubiquitin-dependent protein catabolic process; protein polyubiquitination. Bases 96 to 1757 code for a protein of 553 amino acids. Gene Ontology annotation, molecular function: ubiquitin protein ligase activity; protein binding; zinc ion binding.